Messenger RNA from Tricharina praecox, 690 nucleotides. RefSeq lists its product as uncharacterized. The record is from RefSeq and is a predicted model, not a curated record. NCBI's taxonomy places the organism in Eukaryota, Fungi, Ascomycota, Pezizomycetes, Pezizales, Pyronemataceae. Bases 14 to 478 code for a protein of 154 amino acids. The transcript has a single exon.
GAGCGAACCGAAAAUGUGGGCGGAGAUGCGGAGAUGCGGAGGCGCGGAGGUGGCCAGACUCCAGAACCGUACUCUACCGUACCCCGCAUUUGCGGAGUCGUUCAAAGUAACGUUGCCUACAUGUUGCGCGCUAGAUAUACGCGUGCCGGAUGAGUCAGAUCAUCCAUCUCAAACGAAACGGCGACUCCCGUCUUCCGUCGUGUCUGCACUUUUGGUGCUUACAUACAGUCUUAUCUUCCGGUUUCCCCCCGAGAAACAGCUGCGUAUGUAUGUAUGCGCGCCCACCAAACGUGUGUAUGUACCCACUCACCCCCGCUGCGUCGCCGACAAGUUUCAGGCUCGCAGGUUCCGGUCCAAACAGGUCCAUCGUCCACCGUCUCACAGAUGCCAUACCUUCCAGCCACAUGCAUACCUACCGGUAUAUACCGGUAUAUCCUCGCGGCUGCGGAGUGCGGAGUGCGGACUGUCGAUGAAUUAAGGUUAUCGUGAUCUAGCUUGGGGGGGACCAGGAUGAUGAUGAUGAUGACCGUGAUGACCGUGAUGACCAUGACUCGAUUCGAUUACACAAACCUCCGAACCUUGCUUGCCGCGUGCGUGUGUGUGGCCUUCCGGUCUUCCCGGCUGCAUGGCGGUUGUGCGUGCCUCGGGCGGGCGGGUUGGCGGGACUGGCGGGCUGGCGGGAUUGUGACU